AUGGAAAGUUACAGAGGCAAUUGUCACUGCGGCAGCUUUCGGUUUGCCCUGGACGCAGCGCCAAUCACCAAGGCGACCGAGUGUUCUUGUUCACUAUGCUACCAAAAGGGCUACCUUUGGAACGAGGUUCCUGAAGAUUCUAAAUUUGAGGUCACGAGAGAUGAUGGAAAAUUGGAUACAUAUUCUUCGUCGGCAAUGGAACACAAGUUUUGCAAAGCUUGCGGCACCGGAGUCUUCGGGACUCACAAAUCUGGCCCUCUGCAGGGUAAACGGCUUGUGAAUGUGCGGACAAUUCUCGAUUUGAAUCCAUUUAAAUUCAGUGAUCCCGACGUGAUGACUACAGAUGAAGCAGCCCGCCCUGUGCCGCCCAUCACCGGCCCUGUUAAACAUGUGGGAUCAUGCCACUGUGGUAAGACUACGGUGGAGAUCCUUGCCCCAAUUAGCGAACAGGAAAUUAAAGAGGACAAUUGCUCCUCAUGUGUCAGGAGCGCAUGGAUGGGGAUAUACCUUCCUAGAAAACUCGUUCGAUAUCACGGCAAAGAGAAUACGACAGAUUAUGCAGCAACAUCACGCGGAUGGACUAGGAUGCCGUUUUGCCCAACAUGUGGUGUCCAUUUAUUUAUGGAUGUCAGAGGCCCUCCACGUGAGAUAAUCGAUAGAAUCCCAGCAGAGCGAAAGGCAGAGGUUGUGGCGAUUGUGGUAAAGAACAUGUCCACUGCGUCCAUCAAUGUCCGAUGCUUCCCUGAGGUGAAUAUUGCAGAAUUGACUGUGGAGCGGACCGACGAGGGCACAGAGGGAUACGAGCUGAAGGACUGA
[Torrubiella] hemipterigena is the source of this 816-nucleotide messenger RNA. The record is from the annotation of a GenBank genome assembly. NCBI's taxonomy places the organism in Eukaryota, Fungi, Ascomycota, Sordariomycetes, Hypocreales, Clavicipitaceae.